Molecule: messenger RNA, 2524 nt
Organism: Scatophagus argus
Lineage: Eukaryota; Metazoa; Chordata; Actinopteri; Scatophagidae
Product: circularly permutated Ras protein 1-like
Exons: 21
Coding region: 214-2520 (768 amino acids)
Biological process (GO): endoplasmic reticulum to Golgi vesicle-mediated transport; intracellular protein transport; COPII-coated vesicle cargo loading
Cellular component (GO): COPII vesicle coat; endoplasmic reticulum exit site
Molecular function (GO): SNARE binding; zinc ion binding
Source: RefSeq, a predicted model, not a curated record
UAACCUCCCAUUCUCACAGCUUUGUGCAUAAACUAGGUCCUACACGAUAGUAUCACAGAGGAGUCUUGAGAGAAGAAACCUGUUGUGCAGCAUGUCUGCAACACAAUAAAUGACAAGACGUCAUGCAACAGUUGAAACUUUUCUGAGAGCUGGGAGGGUUUCAUACUUAUUUACUGUGCUGUCAGCACUCAAAGGACUCUCCAUGUACACACGAUGGAAUUUGCUUGUGAGUUUGUUUAUGUGCCGCCGUCAGUGAUUCAGAAGGACGCACAGCGAUCCAAUGUCAAUGUUAAACGCUCAGCUCUUCUCCCUCCUGUUAAUCGGGUCCGUCCUCGCAAUCCUCCACCUCCUCCCCCAACAAACUCCCCUGAAGCCAAAUCACAGAAAUCCCCCCCAUCUCAAACCAAGAUUAUUGAACAUUUGGACAAGACCAGGGAGGUGAAGAAGGUUGUAAAACCCACUUACUUCUAUGAAAAUGCAGAAUUUCACCAGGGGGCAGCUUCUUCCAUCAGUGUAACUCCUCAGCAGACAUCACCUUCUCGAAAAACAGCUCUCCUUCCACCACACAUGAGGCCCACAGCAAACAGGCAGCCGCUCCCUUCCCCCAACGCCAACAGUCAGACAUUUACCUAUGACCUCCCUAAAAGUGAGCCCAAUUUAGACACACAAUCCUGGGACCCAAACUACUCAUACACCACACCAGAAGGUACGGGGGGCCAGCUAAAGUUGCCAGCUGAUGCUAGCACUCUGCCAACCCAGACAGCAGCCCCACCCCUUCCUCCGAGACCUGCAUUCAUGAAGUCAAUGCCAGAGUACCUGAUUCUGUUACCUUCGUCCCACUCCUCUCCCUCGUCAUCUCAGAAAUCACUUUCCCACCAGCCACUUGUCUCAUCGCCUUCUAGUCAAGGAUCAGCAGAUAAGGAGCCUCUGCCAGGGAAUCCUAAUGUGGUCCUCGUCAGUUUAGGAAAAUUACUCUCAGAGGAAAGAGUGCAGAUCACACAAGGAGAACCCAUCUCCUGCUCCCAGUGUGGCUCUGUGCUGGACUCCUGCUAUGACAAUGCGGUUAAUCUGUGUUACUUCUGUGAGUCCUCGGACUUGACCAGCUCUCCCAGUAUACCACAGCAUCCCCUAACUGGUUAUCAGGAUGGACUCUUUUUGCUCCAUCCUGAUGAAAAGCCCUCAUGCACAACUGGUGCUCUGCUGCUCUUCUGCAUCGACAUUUCAGGCUCCAUGAGCAUUUCCUCGCAGGUGUCAGAGGGAGAGUGUGUUGUCCACAGAACCCGUCUCAGUUUUGUCCAGGAAGCCGUGUUGCAGUGUGUUCAGAGCCUAUGUGAUCAACAACCUGACAUACGAGUGGGACUCAUCACCUUCAACUUCCAGGUGACGAUGCAUGGAUACGACAAUUUCUCGUCCCACUGCCUGAGCAAUGCCGAGUUGACAGACAGCAACUAUCUGAAAGAGGCUGCAGCCAGUUUCCCCAGUCCACCUCCACUCUCACAGACCAAGGACUACUUACAGAGACAAGUUUUGGGUUUAACAGCAAAUGGGACCACAGCUCUUGGUCCAGCUGCUCUCCUGGCAAUUGCAACAGCCUCCAGACAGCCAGGAUCCAAGGUGAUUAUCUGCACAGAUGGGAAGGCCAACACAAAGUUGGGUAAUCUGGAGGCAGAAGAUAAUGAUGCUCGCACACUCCUCUCAUCCACCAUCUUCUACCAGGAACUGGGAGAAUAUGCUGCCAAUCAAGGUGUGACAGUGUCUGUGCUGUCCAUAGAGGGAACAGACUGCAGGUUGGAUGAGCUGGGAAGACUCGCUGAUCGCACUGGAGGGAAAGUGGUGAUAGCCAGUCCCAAAAGGUUGCACCCAGAGUUUGAACAGAUCAUUGAGAACAGGACCAUAGCCACACAUUGUACUGUCACAUUGCUGCUGCCCAAAUCACUUCGUGUGAGAGGAGAGAAGGAGGCAGGACAUAAAGGGACCAGAGAGGUGGGGAACGUGGACCCAGAUACAGAAAUCACCUUCCAGUUUGGAGCCAGUGAAGAGGAUGCAGAAGUAUCAGCACCACCCCCUGGUAGCCGUAUGUCCAUCCAGCUGCAGGUCAGGUACAGGCAGAGGAACGGACAGACGAUGCUCAGAGUGAUCACUUCAGAACGAGAUGUUACUGAUGACAGCUCGGCGGCCCUGUCCUCUCUGUCACUGGCUAUCAUUCAGCUCAACUCGUCACAGGCCAGCGCUGCUCUGGCUGUGAGGGGCCGCUUCCUCGACGCCAGGAGAGAAGGCGAGCUGCAGAGGAAGCUGAUGGAGAGAGCAAUAGAACAUAAUCGCAGUACAGAAGACCAACAGACAUACCAAGACUGGGUCAAAACCAUGGAGCCAAUAUACCACAACAUACAUAACAUCACAAGGAAACAAUCAGUCAUUUCGGACUCUCAGUCUCUAACAGACACUGGUGCAGCGCUUCUCUACACCAUGAAGCACAGCAACAGGAAGUCCAUCUCACUGAAGAAUAAAUAUAAACUCUAGCCAA